CCCUCGAAAAGCACCCAUAUGGGCAUGAUAAUUGAUAUCAAUGGUCUUAAAGGGUUAGUUUCUUUUAGGUCAUUUAUAUAUUUCUAAUGGGCAGUUGAAUCUCAGUAAUCUCCCGCGCAUCUGAUAAUGCUUCUCACUGAAGCCGGUGAAGAAGCAAUAUGAGUGUCUCAGAAUUACCUACGAAGGAGAGUAAUGUCCUGAAAGGUCAUGAAGGUGGAGUUCUAGCUGCAAGGUUCAAUAGCGAUGGCAAUUACUGCCUCAGCUGUGGCAAGGACCGCACUAUUCGUCUCUGGAAUCCUCACCGUGGCAUUCACAUUAAGACCUACAAAUCACAUGGCCGUGAAGUCCGCGACGUCCAUGUCACCCCAGACAACUCCAAGUUAUGUUCUUGCGGCGGUGAUCGCCAAGUCUUCUAUUGGGAUGUUUCUACAGGUCGCGUCAUUCGAAAAUUUCGUGGCCACGAUGGCGAGGUGAAUGCUGUGAAAUUUAAUGAGUAUGCUUCUGUCGUAGUCUCAGCAGGCUAUGAUCAAUCAUUGCGUGCUUGGGACUGCAGAUCUCAUAGCACUGAGCCAAUUCAGAUCAUCGAUACAUUUUCAGACAGUGUAAUGUCUGUUUGCUUAACAAAGAGUGAAAUUAUUGGAGGAAGUGUUGAUGGUACUGUUCGGACAUUUGAUAUGCGAAUUGGCAGAGAAAUAUCAGAUAACUUGGGGCAAACUGUAAAUUGCAUCUCCAUGUCCAACGAUGCCAAUUGCAUAUUAGCUAGUUGCUUAGAUUCAACUCUCCGUCUAUUGGACAGGUCUUCUGGUGAGCUAUUACAAGAAUACAAGGGCCAUACUUGUAAGUCUUACAAGCUGGAUUGCUGCCUUACCAAUACGGAUGCACAUGUAACUGGCGGAUCUGAGGAUGGAUUUGUCUACUUUUGGGAUUUAGUAGAUGCAUCUGUUGUCUCCAAGUUUCGAGCUCAUUCCUCUGUCGUGACAAGUGUGAGUUACCAUCCAAAAGAUAAAUGUAUGAUAACUGCCUCGGUUGAUGGGACGAUUCGGGUUUGGAAGACAUAAGAGCCAAGAGGAAGAAGAACAUGAAUUUCCUCGGCUUAAUAAUGCACAUUAUGCUCUGAGGCUCUGCAGAAUGCCAAUCAUAAGCCAAAGCCUCUCUAACUUUGUCCUUGAGUUUCAACUAAUAAUCUCAUAAAGUUGUUUAUUGACCAUUCCAAUUUCGAACUCCUACCAUAAUUUGCAAAUUAAUCGACGUUUUAUGACCGCUAAAUUGCAAUCUCAUUCAUUGGCUCCUAGAAUUGAAGUUUUCAGAUCAUCUGGUAAGGAACUGAGAAAGAGGUAUUAAGGUAUGUUAAAGAUAAUUUGUUUCCCCUUAGAAACAUAUUGAUUACAAAGCAAAAACAAGGUUGAUACCUUAACUUUGGUGUACCAAAUUUUAGAAGAAUGAAGUGGGCUUACACUGACAAAAGUAAAUGAAGAUUGAAUUGAAACACAAGUCAGUAGUUGGACCUGCCUUCCAAAUUCAAUAAAUUUCCAUCAUAAUUUCACUUUGUAAUUUCCUUCUUCAUUUGACAUCAUUUCCUAUGUCUUCUUAUGGCUUUCAGAUUUCACCAACUCAUCAUCAUUAUUAUUAUUAUUGAGUAUACUCUCUCUUACUUAA
Messenger RNA from Cucumis sativus (cucumber), 1656 nucleotides. Its product is annotated as WD repeat domain-containing protein 83. Gene Ontology annotation, molecular function: protein binding. The record is from RefSeq and is a predicted model, not a curated record. Gene Ontology annotation, biological process: mRNA splicing, via spliceosome. The transcript is spliced from 9 exons. NCBI's taxonomy places the organism in Eukaryota, Viridiplantae, Streptophyta, Magnoliopsida, Cucurbitales, Cucurbitaceae. Gene Ontology annotation, cellular component: catalytic step 2 spliceosome. Bases 159 to 1058 code for a protein of 299 amino acids.